Molecule: messenger RNA, 618 nt
Organism: Marasmius oreades (fairy-ring Marasmius)
Lineage: Eukaryota; Fungi; Basidiomycota; Agaricomycetes; Agaricales; Marasmiaceae
Exons: 1
Coding region: 1-618 (205 amino acids)
Source: RefSeq, a predicted model, not a curated record
AUGAAGGAAUUUGUUAGUAGUCCAGGCGACGAGUUUUCCUCCACACGGCAAGCCCCUACCAACGUUCCUCGUACGCCAGCUGUACCUGGAUCUCCACCACCUCCCACUCUCAGCUACGUUCCUCCAUUUCUACACCCAUCACCUUCAACCCCAUUUCCAUACCCAAUAUUCCCUCCAACGCUCGGUAUACCUACUCUUUCCAGUACGGCUAUGGACGAAGACACUGAAGGGAGCGGUGUAGGCCCGUCUAGACUAUGCGAGCCUUUAUUCAUGGCUCCAACGUUGUCGUUACUUCCUCGUCUCCAUGCUCCCGUUCAACCCCAUUCACCUGUGCCCCAAGAAGACAAACAGAUAUGGGGUCCCAAGACUCGUCUCUCAGCACGUCAAAAACACCCUACGCUCAAUCUAAACCUCGAUUUGGGGCCGUUGAUAGGUACGAAACACGGGUUUCGUGCUCGUGAACGGGCACCUGGUUCUGGUGGAUUAGCUGGGUGUGAGAUGUGGCCUGGUGAAGAUCCGUUGGAGGACUUUAGGAAAGCGAAGGAGAGUACGCCACCUCCUACAGAGGAUGAGGCUGAAACGGGCAGUAGGCAAAAACGGGAUUUGAGAGGGUUAUGA